AGAAGAAGAAGAUUGUUUUAUAACCCUAUUUUGUGAUAAAAAUUUGUUGAUAGAACUUUGUCGGUUAUAUAUUCACUUUUAUGCUGUAAAGAUACACCAAAAUGGCAGGAAUUGAUGUGGUUAUCGAAGAAAAGAAAGAAGAUGCAGUAGAUAGGCAAAAGGUUUGUCCAUUUUUGCUUCGCGUUUUUGUAUCAACAAGCGGCUAUCACUUUAAACUAGCAGAUUAUAACAAGGGAAACACUCCCGCAAAUGAAUUACAAAUUUACACAUGGAAAGAUGCCACUUUGCAUGAGCUAAUGCAACUUGUUAAAGAAGUAAAUCCUGAAACAAGAAGGAAGGGUACAAAAUUUAAUUUUGCAUUUAUAUUUCCUGAUAACAGAGGACCUAUGUAUAGAAUGAGAGAUAUUGGAACCACCACAACAGGUAUUAAAGGACCAGAUGAUUUAAAAACAUUGGCUCAAGCAAGAUUCACAAUUGGGGAUUAUAUGGAUAUUGCAAUCACUCCUCCUGAUUCAUGGAAUUCUGGUGGAAGAAAAGGAUACUCCAAUAAUUUUAAUAAUCAUAGACAAAGACCUUAUUAGUUUUUUGUGUUUGAAUUAUAAAAUUUUUAUAUUAUAAGUGUAUUUUAAGGGUGUGCAUUUUUCAAAUAAAUCAUGAAAUCAUAA
Molecule: messenger RNA, 665 nt
Organism: Brassicogethes aeneus
Lineage: Eukaryota; Metazoa; Arthropoda; Insecta; Coleoptera; Nitidulidae
Source: the annotation of a GenBank genome assembly